UGCUACUGUUCCGAAAGGUUUGCUCCGGAGCAGCCACGUCGUACAAUACACACCAUGUCUUGCAACUCGCAGGAGAACCAGCGCCCCGGGCCUUCUCUCUCCUCAACGAGACGGCCCAGCAGCGUCAAAGCCGCUUCCAUGAACGGGUACUAGCUCUACCUGCUCGAAGGCAGCCAUUCGCAGGAGGAGUAUGCCGCCGUCGCCACCGCGCUGUUGGACGAAUUCCACAACCUCCACCCGAGUGAGCGCAGCGUCGAAAUGGAGCACUGGGCCUACUUUGCGGAGUGCUACCUCAAGGCCAAUCUGCUUCCUUUGAAAGAUCGAGAGGUUCCUGUUCGUGGCACGAUUCCACCCAUCACAGAAGAAGCGGCAGGAAGUCCUGAAGGUACAGCCGUCAAGGGCGCCAAGAGCUUCGGGAAGAGGCCAGAUCGCGGUCGCAGGAACGAUUCCAUCACCUGGAGUGAAGAUGUUCCAGAGGAAGCCGGCCAGGACGAGAAACCCACCUAUCGCUACCGAUACCCGCUCAGCUACCGCCCCAAGCGUGAACCCAGACCGAUGGUCCAGCAAACCGACGAAGAGUACAACCAAGGGUGGAGCACCGAUGAUGAGCGCGGGGCUCGCGAAGAAGAGGAGAAGGAAGAAGUGGAAGAGCCAUUCUCCUCACCAUCUUCUUCCUCGAGCUCCUCCUCGUCGACCGUAUCGCCGAUUUCCGCACGCGCGUCAGCAGGCCAGCCGGCUAUACCACGCUCUCCCUCAGCGCACAGAGCAGAAGAUGCUCUCGUCGGUCGAAAAAUCCUGGACAUUCUCAACUCGAGCAGCCCGGGGAGCCCGUCUCCGCCGAGUCCGCGACACACACCUCCCGCCCAACAGAGAGGUCAAGGCGAGAAGGAAAGCGCCAACAAGAAGAAGAAGAGGAGGCGGUUCAGCCUGGCGGCAAUGAAGGAGAGUCUUGAGGGCAACUCGUUGGCUCUUUGACCGGGAGAGUGGCAUGCCGGAAGUAGUAGACUACGAAACGCUCGCUUUUAGACAUCUGCACA
Neohortaea acidophila is the source of this 1037-nucleotide messenger RNA. RefSeq lists its product as uncharacterized. NCBI's taxonomy places the organism in Eukaryota, Fungi, Ascomycota, Dothideomycetes, Mycosphaerellales, Teratosphaeriaceae. The coding region runs from base 259 to 975 and encodes 238 amino acids. The transcript is spliced from 3 exons. The record is from RefSeq and is a predicted model, not a curated record.